UUCACAUUGCGAUUUUCUGAGAUGAGAUUGAAAAAGUCAAGCCGGUUCCUCGUGUUAUUUUUUAAUGAAAAUUCAAUGUCAUUUUCAUAACAAAAUUAUAAACGAUAGUGAGGAAAAGUGUACAUUAAAUAUAGUAUUUUUUUUGUAUUUGAAAUUAUUAGACCACAGCAAUUUGGCUGACUUUAAAACAAAUGAAGAUGUCAAAAUUUUGAAGUUUUCAAUAUUUUCAUAAAAAAUAUUCGCAAAUAUUAAUUUCAUACACAAACAUUAAUAAUACCCCACAUUUCUUAGUUUUCCGGUACCAGUACCGUUUAAUUGAUACUUUUUGUAUAAGUUCAUAUGUUAUAUAAAUAUUAAUUAUUCAGUCAACAAUGUUAAGAAUUCGUCAGAUAUCUAAAGUAUUGGCUGUAGCCCCACUGAAAUUUACUUCUAUAAGUCAUCUAGCACAUUCACCAUUCAAGGGAAUCCUAACAAGAGCAAGCCUGUGUAGUAGUAUAAGAAGUUAUUCAAGCAAAAAUGAUGAUUCUAAAGAUGAUCCCAAAAAGAAGGUAUGUGAAAAACCUGAAGAAAGUAUCAAGUCCCAUCCUUCUCCUGCUAAGCCUCCAGAAAAAGAUGCAAAGCCAUCAGGGCUAAGAUUAAAAGAAUGCCGUGCAGUUGAUAUAAACCCAUGUAAACCUACCCCUACUUCGAGAAUACCUUCAAUCAAAGAUUGUAAGCAUCCUAAUUUAAUGAGUGAGAUACCUGAACCAAAAUGUGACUGGAAGGAAAAAGAUAAGGCUGCAAGGGCUAGAAACAAAAGGCUGUUAAUCUUUGGAUUAUUACUAACUGCACUUACAAUAGGAGUAAUAUUUUGGCUUAAUCCAAUGCACUUGGAGGAAAUAGUGCAUGAAAAAGUUGAAAAGAAAGAGAAAAAAAAGAGAAAACUUAUAAAAAGCCCCCUACAUUCAAAAGAUAUACCCAAAGAUGUGCCUUAUUUGUUAAUCGGAGGAGGAACAGCCUCUUUUACAGCAUUUCGUGCCAUUAAAUCCGCAGAUCCUACUGCAAAGGUACUGAUAAUUUCUAGUGAAUAUUUUUUCCCUUAUAUGCGACCACCAUUAUCAAAAGAGAUAUGGUUCAAUGAUAAUAAGGAAUCUGUGGAAAAGUUGAAUUUCAAACAGUGGAAUGGUUCAGAAAGAAGUUUGAUGUACGAGCCAGAAGAUUUCUACAUAGAUUGCAAAGAGUUAAUGUCAAAUCCAAACGGUGGAGUAGCUGUUGCCAGAGGUUGGAGUAUAAAUAAACUGGAUAUCGUUGAAAGAAUUGCUUAUCUGGAAGAUGGUUCAGAAAUAAGAUAUAACAAGUGUCUCGUUGCAACAGGUGCUAAACCGAAGAUUCCGCCAGUAUUUAAGGCAGCCCAAGAGGACGAAAAGUUGAAAGAUUUGAUAAUGACUUACAGGGAUAUCUUAGACUUCGAAGAAUGUAGCGAGCUGUUUGAGCACUCACAGGCUGUAGCCAUCAUUGGAGGUGGAUUUUUGGGUAGCGAGUUGGCGUGUGCCAUGGCAAGGAAAGCUUCAAAAGAUACAAAAGAUCCUAGAAAGAUAUAUCAACUUUUUAAAGAGGGUGGAAAUAUGGGUAAAAUAUUACCGGAAUAUCUUUCUCUUUGGACGACUGAGAAAGUAAAAGGUGAAGGUGUGCGGGUGCGACAUCAUACAGAAGUAAUAGGCGUGAAAAGUGACGGAAAGAAAGGACUGAUUUUAACAUUAAACGAUAAUUCAACUUUGCAUGUUGAUUGUGCUAUCGUUGCAAUGGGGGUCGAGCCAAAUACUGAUCUAGCCGAAGAAUCUGACUUGGAGGUUGAUCCGGAAUUAGGUGGAUUUUUAGUUAAUACAGAAUUACAAGCAAGAAGCGAUGUUUACAUUGCUGGCGAUUGUGCUUGCUUCUACGAUACAAAACUAGGGAGACGACGUUUCGAACACCACGACCACGCAGUGGUCACAGGACGACUAGCAGGCGAAAAUAUGACCGGAGGUCGAAAGCCUUACUUACACCAGAGCAUGUUCUGGUCAGAUCUGGGACCAGAUGUAGGAUACGAAGCGAUCGGUAUUGUUGAUUCGGCUCUUCCUACAGUAGCGGUAUUUGCCAAAGCCACCGACAAAGAUAAUCCUAGGGCGGUAGUUACUGCUACCGAUGAGGGAAUUAGAUCUAAAACGGAAGAGGUACCAGAAGAAUGCAAUAAAUACCUAUCGGAAGAACAGAAAAAAGAACUGGAAGAAAAAAGACGAUCUCAUAAUUCGCCGAACGUUGCCGAAGGUGAAGAUUUCGGCAAGGGAAUUAUCUUUUAUUUAAGAGACGAUAUCGUAGUGGGUAUAGUUCUGUGGAAUGUUUUUAACAGAAUGAACAUAGCGCGGCAGGUGCUCAUGGAUCAGAAGAAAUAUGAAGACCUCAAUGAGGUAGCCAAAUUAUUCAAUAUUCACGAGGAAAGUGUGAGUUCGGAAAGUUCGGAAGACUCGGAAAAAUCUGAAAAUUCAGAAAAUUCGAAAAACUCUAACAAUUCGAAAAAAUCGGAAAAUUCGAACAACUCUGAAAAUUCUAAAAAUUCGAAAAAAUCAGAAAAUUAAACCGUGUUGUAACGUGCGAAUAGAAAAAUCUCGUUUUUAGUACAAAUAUAAAUAUCUAGAAAUGAUUGACUAUGUAGUUACAUUUUUUAUAUUACUUCAAAUACAUAUUCGUUCAAAUUUUUUACAACCGUUCAAUUUUUAUGAGACUUAUGUGUCGGACUUUUCUGUCAUGUACAACGGGGCAACAAUUUUGAAUGGGGUCAAAUAUUUCUAGAUUAUAAUAUAUUUUUACGACCGGUAUCCAGGAGUUAGUAAGAACUUAUUAAACGCAUUUUUACCUACAGAAUUCCUAUCCUUCUUCUCCAUCAAACUCCAAUCCUAUUGUAUUAUAUUUAUUAGUUUCUGAUACAUUUUUUGAGAUUUGUAAUUUUUAAAAAGUACUGGUGCAACUGCAUUUUGUUUCGUUAAUAAAGUAUAUAAAGUGUU
Molecule: messenger RNA, 3020 nt
Organism: Diabrotica balteata
Lineage: Eukaryota; Metazoa; Arthropoda; Insecta; Coleoptera; Chrysomelidae
Source: the annotation of a GenBank genome assembly